This is a messenger RNA of Pyrenophora tritici-repentis Pt-1C-BFP, 2145 nucleotides long. RefSeq names its product Phox proteiny (PX) domain protein. Gene Ontology annotation, cellular component: endosome. The record is from RefSeq and is a predicted model, not a curated record. Gene Ontology annotation, molecular function: phosphatidylinositol-3-phosphate binding. Gene Ontology annotation, biological process: retrograde transport, endosome to Golgi; protein targeting to vacuole. Lineage: Eukaryota; Fungi; Ascomycota; Dothideomycetes; Pleosporales; Pleosporaceae.
AUGUCUCUCUUUGGCGACGACGACGCGCCGCACGCGAAGCAGUCGUCCUCGCUCUUCGACGACGAUCCCAAGCCCGCGGGCAAGACAGGCAACAGCUUGUUCGCCGACGACGUGGGCGACAACGACUCGCCCUGGGGGUUCCCGACACCCAAGAAAGCCGACCGCGAAGCGCUGGUCAAGUCGCUCUUGCCCGCCGGUGACGUGCCCGACUCAUACAUUGACGCAUUUGAUGCAUUGCUAGAGGCUGGGAAUGGCGCGGGCAAUUGUGUGAGUGUGGACGGUGUAAAGAAGCUACUGGCCGACAGCGAUAUUCCGGCACAUGCUCAAAACAAGAUACUCGAGACUGUGCUACCGCCCGGUGGUGCCGCCGAGUUGGGAAGGAACGAGUUCAAUGUUGUCUUUGCCUUGAUUGGGCUGGCGCAAGAGCACGAAGAUAUUACCCUGGACAGCGUCGACGAGCGAAAAAGGAAUCUCCCCGUACCAGCCGUGUCGUUGCCGCAAUCAACAAAGGUCCGAGAGCCUUCUCCUCCACCGCAAGACGCCCGCCCCCCAACCCCUCCAGCGCCCCAACGCCAGAUUUCUGAGCAACAGACGCCGGCCGCGACCAAGCCAAGUGUGUCUAUGCGCAAGCAGUCCUUUGGCGACCCAGAGGCAGAUCCUUGGGGCAGCCCCGACCUUCACAGGGGCCAUAGCCACGCGAGCUACGCCAUUGCGCAGCCCCACACGAAUGGUUCAAGUAUCCCUUCCACUGCACGAACAACGAGCCAAUUUACGACGCAAUCCACUUCCAACUCGUCGGCCAUCCAGCCACCCAUUCAAUCAGGUUCCCUAGGCAGUGAGGGUGGCUGGGGAGGAUACAACGGUGGGUCAACCCAGUCCUUUGCGCCAAGUGGUAUGGGGGAAGGAGGUUUCGGCGUACCUGCAGCUGCAGAGAGCAGUUCCAAUGGUCCGCCAGAGCUGGGCAGAUCCAUUGGUCGGCUGAAUCCAUCCGGUAGUGGCAAUGAGGAAGUCAUCGCAAUCACAGCGCUCUCCGAGAAAGAAGGCAUGUUCAUGUUCCAGCACCGCAACUACGAAGUCGCCAGCUCACGGCGCACAACAAAGGUUGUCCGUCGAUACAGCGAUUUCGUCUGGUUAUUAGACUGUCUGCAUAAGCGAUAUCCCUUCCGACAGCUCCCGCUGUUGCCCCCAAAGCGGGUCGGCAUCAACGGCAACCCAAUAGCUGCUGAUGCCACUUUCCUCGAAAAGCGAAGAAAGGGCCUCGCACGGUUCACGAAUGCGCUCGUACGACAUCCAGUCCUUAACCAGGAACAACUGGUUGUCAUGUUCUUGACAGUACCUACAGAACUCGCAGUAUGGCGUAAACAAGCCAACUUAUCCAUCCAGGAGGAGUUUGCUGGCAAACCUCUCCCACCCGAUCUUGAGGACUCUCUCCCAAAGACUCUCCCCGAACUCUUCGACACUGUCCGAUCUGGUGUACGACGUAGCGCCGAGACCUACAUCACCCUCUGCAGUAUGAUGGAGCGACUUUCACGCCGUAACGAAGGCAUGGCUGCCGAAUACGCACGCUUUUCCUCUGCCCUCAGCGGCCUCACCGAAUGUAGCCAAGAAACAUACGCCGUUGAUGCAAAUGACGUUCCAUUGUUAAACGAGGGCUUGAACUCCACAGCACGACAUCUCGACUCAAGUAGACAGUUGCUUGAGGACGAAGCAAGAGGAUGGGAAGAAGGCGUCCUCGAAGACCUCAAGCGCCAACGCGAUACCCUCGUCAGCGUACGUGACAUGUUCGACCGCCGCGACAAAUACGCACGCGACAACAUUCCCCAACUGGAGAAGCGCAUCGCAAGCAACGAGACUAAACUAGGUAACAUCCGUAACAAGCCCGCCGACCAAAUCAAGCCCGGCGAGGCGGAGAAGGUCGAAGAUGCUAUCUUCAAGGACAAGGAAUCGAUCGUCCAACAACACGCCCGUGGUGUCUUCAUCCGCGAAUGCAUCCGCGACGAACUCAUCUUCUUCCAGAAAUCCCAAUAUCACAUUAGUAAACUGCAUCAGGAUUGGGCGCAGGAACGUGUCAAGUAUGCCGAGUUGCAGGCGGAUAACUGGCGUGCGCUUAGUGAGGAGGUGGAGAGUAUGCCGAGUGCCGAGUAG